Archocentrus centrarchus (flier cichlid) is the source of this 5193-nucleotide messenger RNA. RefSeq names its product methylphosphate capping enzyme a (gene mepcea). Gene Ontology annotation, biological process: snRNA modification. NCBI's taxonomy places the organism in Eukaryota, Metazoa, Chordata, Actinopteri, Cichliformes, Cichlidae. The record is from RefSeq and is a predicted model, not a curated record. The transcript has 5 exons. Bases 328 to 2517 code for a protein of 729 amino acids. Gene Ontology annotation, molecular function: snRNA binding; RNA methyltransferase activity; O-methyltransferase activity.
GCCUCUGUCAGCGAGUAGAGUAAUUUAUUCACCAACCUGCCUCACACUGGCCCACUAGGAGUUGACUGAAGAAGUCGACAAGACAGUUUUGGGGCCACGGGAGCCUUUUGCUGCGUAUAGGCCCACGCGGAAUACCCGCGCUGUGCCCACUCGCGUGUUUGUGUAGCUUAGCAGUGUUGUGUUGAUGUACGGACACUUGUGCGCUAGCUACGCUAACGUUAGCACGAGUGGAGAGAGUGCGGGGUAGUGACAGUCCGGCCGGAGGCGGGGAGAGCUACGAGAAACAAACACCUUCUAUGUCUUCAUCAUCUCUGGAAAUCAGAAGAGAUGUCUGUUGACGAGGAUACGGCAAAAAUGGGCAGUCCACAGCCCACUUCCACAUCAUCUCCGCAGCUCACCGAUUGUACUGGAGGUUACUGCGAUGUGUCUGCGAUGAUUGAUGGAACUGCAGCCACAUCUGAAUUUGCAGCUGCUUUCCCUCUUCCGGGCACUGCUGCCUCACCAAAACACACCAGCACAACUGAUGCGCUCACCCUCGCAGACAAUACUGGACAGAGAGCCAGAGGGAACGAGAAUAGCAUCAAUCGUAGGAAUAGCUUUCAUCAUUCCAAACAACAGCAACAACAGACGAAGCUAACAAAGCGGCGCUAUACGGCAAAUUCUGGUUUCAAGCAUCCUUCAUCUGGCAAAAGGAGACGAAGGGCGAACUCUGAGAGUGAUUCUGUCCUGCCGACCAACUUUCUCUUGGGUGGGAACAUUUUUGACCCGCUGAAUCUCAACAGCCUGCUGGAUGAGGAGGUCAACAGGGCACUGAAUGCAGAGACUCCCAAAUCCUCUCCACUGCCAGCAAAGAGUCGAGACCCUGUGGAGAUACUCAUCCCUAGAGACAUCACAGAUCCACUGAACCUGAACAGUGGGAUAGCUGACAGCAGCUUUUUGGUUUCUCCCUUCAAAAGUGGCGGAAGGAAGAGACACCGCAACAGACACCAUGGAGGAGGAGGGAGUGGCAGUGGCAGUGGUGGCAGUAGUGGGAUUUCAGCCACACAGAUGACACUUUUAGAAUUAGGAAAAAGUGAAGUUAAAACUGGCCCUUCCAUGCCACUUCAAGGUACCUUAGCCUCAUGUUCUGCCCUAGAAUCCAACAACGAGUCCAGUAGUGUUUCUAGUGUUAUAGUGGAGUUCCAUGAGCAUACAGACUGCAACUCUGCAAGCUGCAAAGAGGAGGCGACAUCUGUAUCUGUGGAGGAUUCUGCUUCUUCCCUGUCAGGGGCACCGCACCAGCACACAAGCAGACGCAAGCGAAGGCGCAACUCAGGCAAAAUGGAGCCCCCUGUGACCCAUUCUACUCCAGUCGGAAAGUCUGGAUCUGUAGACAGGCUUUGUGGGACAGGGGGAGCAAGAAAUUCCUUUCAGACAUCAAAAACUGGUCCCAAAACAGGCCCUGGAAUACGCCAGCACCCACAGACCCACUCUCAUACAAAUCAGCAGAAGAAGUUCCAGUAUGGGAAUUAUAACAAGUAUUAUGGAUACCGCAACCCAGGCUGCAGCGAAGACCCUCGUGUACGUUUGCUUCGUCCAGAGUGGUUUAAAGGUAAAGAAGUACUAGAUUUGGGGUGCAACUCAGGCCAUGUAACGCUCUAUAUUGCCAAAAUGCUAAGACCUGCCCGCAUAUUGGGCCUAGACAUUGACAGUGGUCUGAUACACGCAGCUCGUAAGAACAUAAGACAUUAUCUGUCUGAGCUGCAGACCCAAGAGGCCAGGCGUGUGAUGCAGGGCAAAAAGACUACGAAGCAGGAGGAGACAAAUGGAAAUGAGAGUCACAUGGGCACAGAAAAGAAGCACAAUGAAGCCAAGAGCAGGGAUGAAAAUGGGAAACCAGUGGAAGGAGAAAGUGGCCCUGCAGAUGCUGCAAAUGACAAUGACUCGUGUCACACAGAUGAGACAGGGACCCAGAGGCAGGGCAGCAAAACAGAGGAAAUGGAGCCAGAAGACUGUGAUUCACCCCCUGCUGAUCAUUCUGAGAGCUGCUCUUUUCCUGUAUCCCUACGGAUCUCCAGGGGUCCCAUUGCUGCACCCCCGCUAACAGAAACAUCCAAGGUGCAGCCUGGGGAGUUCCCUUCAAAUGUGUCCUUCAUCAAGGCAAAUUAUGUACUGGAGAACGAUAAUCUUCUUUUGACUCAGCGGCCAGAAUAUGAUGUGAUUCUGUGUUUGAGCGUCACUAAAUGGGUUCACCUGAACUGGGGAGACAAUGGCCUCAAGCGGCUCUUUAAAAGAGUCUACAGACAUCUCCAUCCGGGGGGCCUUUUCAUCCUGGAGCCACAGCCCUGGGAGUCCUACGUGAGGAGAAAGAAGCUAACUGAUAAUAUUAGCAGGAAUUAUCACAGCAUCCGCCUCAAACCUGACCAGUUUUCAUCAUAUCUUACAACUGAAGUGGGCUUCACCAGUUUUGAGUACAUUGGAGCCCCCAAGUGUUCAGUAAGAGGUUUUCAGAGGCCAAUCUAUGUAUUUCACAAAUGACUGCUCCUGCGUUGAACAUCAUUGAAUGUGAGUAGCCUAAACCACCAUCAUGCGUUCAAGCCAGCCAUCUGCACUGGACUACAAGGAAUAAUUUGGAUCCUUAAAGCGCUCCGGGUUUUGAUGCUGAAGAUGAGAAUCAGAAAGGAAAAUGGGACCAAAAGUGGAAUUCAUUUUGUUAAGGACGCAGACUGUCAGAGAGAUGUCAGAAUCCUCUGACUAGAAAUUAUUGAAAGCGUGGAGUGAACUCAGACAGGACUCCGUGGGUAACCUGGAGCCAAAACUCCUAGUUUGGUCUGACUGUGGAAGAGGUGCACAUCUGAUCUGAUUUCCAUGGACUACUUCUAAUGGUAUUGAUGCCUCAGUUUGAUGCAUGGCCAUAACUUGCAUUGGAAUAUCUUUGGCCAUAUCUUUACUUUCAUGAAGUUUCUGUGCCAUCAUAUUUUUACAUCUUUUACAUAUUAGGAUUGGAUGAUGGGAAGUCUUAUCCAAUUGGUCACCAUCACCCUUUUUAACAGGUGAUAGAUGUUCAUCAACUCUGUUGCAUGAGCAAAGCUGCACUAUAAUACAUGAUUACAAAGCCAUUAAAGCGAUAAUAUUAAAUCUUUUGAAAAGUAAUGUUUUAUGCUGUGCAGGACACUGUGCACAAUAUUUGUGAAUGUAGCCCAUACUGGCUGUUCCACUGUAACUACUGAAGACCUACAAAUCCUGCCUUACCUGUUUGGAUCAAGUUUAAACCCUUAAAUGCUCUUGCAGCAGCCAUGUAAGUGAACAUUUGUUUGUGAUAUUAUUUUUUUUAUUUUUUUAUAAAUGGCUAAACAAGGUCAGUCAGCCAUUGAGGCAAUUUAACACUAAUAGCCUAUGUAUUUGUCCCAUCUUCCAAACCUAAUGUGCUGCUUGUUCUUUCAAUUAUUUUGCAAAAGUUGCUGAAUUAACUUUCAUACAUGUGACAGAGUGCUCAUAAUAGCUUGAAUUUGACAUUAGAAAAAGCACCUCAAUCGCACAAAGACCUUAAGAAGUGGACAAAUGGAGUGUCUGAAUAAAUAGAAAUAUUAUGAAUAAAUAUAUGGCGGCACAAUAGGAAAAGUUCACUAAGUGGCCAAAAUGGCAUCCAGUUUCAUUUGAACUGAGAUGACACCCAGUGUUACUAUUCAGAUCACAAGGACUAUUUUAAGUAGAUCUGUAGCAGGCAGUCAUUGUGUGUUCUUUUUUUUUUUUUUUUUUUUUAUAAGCAGUUAAGCCAUAGCUGUACCUUAACUGCUGUCUCCAGUGUUCUUCAUGAGGUGCUGACUGAUACAACCGAGUGUAAAAUUGAGGCAAAGGUCUAUUUGAGGUCCUGCAGUGUCUUCAGUCCUGUGUAAAUCAGUUUUAUGGGUUUGUUCUCAUGCCUGUCCAGUACUCUAGCAGUAGGAUGAACAAAAAAAAUACUUUUUUGGAAAAAUGUGUUGCUUGAAUAAUUUUAUUUAUUUAUUUUUUUUUAACCAAAUUUGAAUAUAAAUUGGCUUUUUAUUGGACAGCUUACACCCUCACCAUUUUAGUCUUUGACCUAAUGGGGUCUGUUCAGUGUUUCCCACAGAUAUGGGUUCGGUUUGUGAUGAUGGGGGUGUUAUGGGUGGGUGGAAGCGUUGAAAAGAUGGCGCGCACAUGCUUACAAAAUGUUUUCAAGGUGCUCCUCAGUAAAUAUUUUAAUUGAGCAAGUACAUCCUCACAAAUAAAUAACAGAGCAUCUCCAGUGAGUCCAUCGUCUCACAGAUGGGGCUCUGACCACAGCUGGUGCUCCUAGUUUAGCUCUGCAGCCUUGGCGAGCUCAGUGUGUUGCACACAAUGUUUUCUGCCUGCUGCAGGUUCUGGUUAGAUUGGUCCUCUAGCUUGCAGCGGACUUCCGGAGAAGGAUAAGGACUCCUCUCCCCAUCUGCAGCCCAAGACUGUGGUGAAGGAGUCGGUCAGUCUGCUGGAUGAGAGGCCCAAGCAGCAGAAUGAUGUGGAAGGACACCACAACAGAGACUUGGCUAUUGAGCAAGCUGGAAGGGAAACAUGAGAAAGGCAGGGGCUAGCUGGUUAGCUGCAACUUGACUUUUAAAAUUGGAGGGUUGGCCACUAGUGUAAUUUAUUAUGGAAGGGGGUGUUCUCUUGGGUGACUGGAAAAAAAUAAAUGCUAACAUGAGUCCCCAAGUAUACUUGGGCAGCCUCUCUAAGUAAUGGCUAGAUGUGGGAAACACUGGAGCUUCAGGUAGCCUUUGCGAUUGCAUCUCUUAAUCGGUUUCCAUUGAGCACCACCCAUCUGCAACCUUUUGUUGGAAGAGGCUGACACAGAAAAUCUUCCUUUUCAUGUGGUGGGUUCAGUUACAGCUUUGGUGUAAUAGGGCAGGAGAUUACAGAUAACAUGUUUCUGUUUUAUUAAGUGAUCAAUGUAAAUAAGUUUGCAAAUUUUGUUCAUAGUGGCCUGUAUCAUUUUUCAGUGGUUUGUCUUCCUUUGUUCUUUUUAUAAUGUUUGCUACCAGUUUACAAGUGAGUCACAGUUGUUUUGUUUUUUUUUUGUCUAAAAAAAAAGUUCAGCUUUGUAACAAAGGAAAAUGUACUUUGCAAAGUUCAGUUUUAUUUUUGCUUUGUUCUGCCCUGGCAGGCACAUUGAUUGUUGGGUUAUUUUAUUUUUCUUUUUUUAUAAAUUGUUUGAAAGGA